AUGGUUGUUGGUCAGUGGGACAACCUGGACAGUGCUCAUCAAAACCAUUAUGUAGAUCAAACCAUGAAUAACAAACAGCAUAUGUCUGCCAUUGCCCACGUGUCUGCAAAGACCCUGCGUGAUUUAGUUGAUCCCUAUGCAUUUUUCUUGGAGUGCAUUCAGAGCUCGUGCUCUUUUGGCUGGGCGAAGCUGCUGAUGCUGAAAAAAGUAACACAAAAGACAACAGAAGAAAAUAAGAUGCCAGUUGAACAACAGAUGGAUGCAGAGGCAGAGGAAGACCAGUCUCUGAGAAAGAUGUGCUGUGCUGCAAACCCUUUUCUUUUCCUUGCAGUGCUAAUGAUUUGCCUGCCUCAGGGAGUUUUGGGCCAAAACUUGCAGGAACAGGAUGGUUUGUGCAACGCUGAGGGAUGCUACUCAGUUCACUUCCAGCGCAAGACCUUUCGGGAGUCCUGGAGAAGUUGCAAAGAUAGAGGGGGCAAUCUGGCUGUAGUGAAGCGACCAGAAGAGGCAGCAUUGGUCAAGGAUCUGCUGAAUGCUGGGGAACGUCAUGGUCCUCGCCCCAGGCUCAGGCUCUGGAUCGGUCUCCAGAGGCAGCCUCGACAGUGCUCAGCCACGCGUCCUCUGAGGGGCUUCACUUGGAUGACGGGAGAUCAAGACACGGAGUACACUAACUGGCAACGUGAGGAAUUACCAGGUGCAUGUACUGCCCCUCGUUGUGUGGUCAUUACCUACAAUACUACAGACAAGAGUAACAGUGACCAGAACAACUUUAAGUGGCUGGAUGGUUCAUGCAUGCUUGCUGUGGAUGGUUUCUUGUGUCACUACACAUCCCGAGGGAUGUGUCCAGCUCUGCAGAGUGAAGGAAAGGGACCCGCACUCUACACUACCCCUUUCAACCUGCUCAGUACCCUGCUCUCUCAUAUCCCCUAUGGAUCUGUGGCCACCCUACCUUGUCCAGAUAUCACCAAGGGAGAUCAGUCAGUGCUCUGUAUGCUACAUGAGGAUGGAAGAGUUGGAUGGUCCAAAGAUGCACCUCUUUGUUCCGAUGCUCCAAAGGACUGGUGUGAGCAGGACAAUGGAGGUUGUGAGCACUACUGUGUGAAUGCAGAUUCUCACUAUUACUGUGAGUGCUCAGAGGAUUUCAAGAUAGGAGACGAUGGGCAAAGCUGCCAGCCCUUGGAUCCAUGUCACAGUGCUGACUGUGAGUUUGACUGUGAGCCCAGUCCUGGGGGAUACCGCUGCAAGUGUCCAGAAGGGUACCUCCUCUCAGAGGAUGGUCUAAAUUGCAUUGAUAUUGAUGAGUGCUCACAAAAUCCAUGCCCCCAGGUCUGCGUCAAUGCACCAGGAACGUUCGAGUGCCGCUGCAAUGAGGGCUAUCAGCUGUCUGAGUUUGGUGAGUGUUUGGAUGUGGAUGAAUGCAAUUUAGGCAAAUGCGAGCACUCUUGUGAGAACUCCAGAGGAAGCUAUAUAUGUCUCUGUCAUGAAGGAUUCUCCCCUGUACCUGAUGAUCCGGAGCGUUGUGAAGAUAUCGAUGAGUGCCAACUCGCUGGCUCUUGUGAGCAGAUAUGUGACAAUUAUGAAGGUGGAUUUGAGUGUAGUUGUGAGGCAGGCUAUGAGUUGCAGCAGAAUCAAUAUUCAUGUUUGCCUAUUGAAGACAUGGCUGAGCAUUACACAACUGCUGAACCGGUUCAUCCAACAACACUUGUUUGGGAUGACCCAGGUAACACACCUGACAUAGUGACUGAUAAUAUUCCUCUGGAGUGGUCUACGGAACUUCCACCAAGAUUAGACUGGUUUACAGACAUAGCACAGGAGGACCUCAUUACCUCACCAGAACCUGGCUGGACAGAGCAAACCCCUAAUUCCCCAACAUCAGAUUGGUUAAAGGAUGCUACAACAUCAAAUAUACCAGCUGAUUCAAAUGCUAAGGAUGAAAUAAACCAGUGGUUGGAUGAGAGCAGAAUAUUAUCACAAGGUGAAGACCACAUGCUUUCAACUCUUCCAACAAAGAAGAAUGAGGAUGCUGAUAGGAUCACUCCUUCAACACAUCAAAUCCUUGAGGGUAGUUUGCCAUCCGCCUCCAGCCAAGAGCAGAAUCCAGGUGGCAAAAAGAAGCAUGAUAGAAGCUGGUUGCUAGUAGCACUACUAGUUCCUCUCUGUGUUUUUAUCGUAGUCAUGCUAGCACUGGGCAUCGUGUACUGUACAAGCUGUGCUGUUGAGCCACGCAACAAAAAUGUAACAGACUGUUACAGCUGGACCACCAACUCCAAACCUGCUGAAUCAAAAGCUGCAAAAUCACAGGCCUGAGAAUUUUGCACAGGACAACAUGACUAUUAAAAAUAGCAGUGUCCCAAACAAGUCUGGCUGUGUCUCAUUAUGUCAUUUUGGUAUUAUGUGUCAUUUAAGGAUUCCAGGUUUGGACUGUUUUGAGAAAACUUUAGAGGACAAGUUAUCAGAAAUCUGUUUCCAGUUGGAACAAAGCAAGUUAUCUCAAUGCAGUCACAUUUUAUUUGUAUUUCACUGUACAUUUAGAGGUUCUAAUGGAAUUAGUACUGUGUUGUUUAUACAUCCUAAAGUUACAUAAAGAUUGUUUUUAGAUUUGACUGUGCAUUUUACCAUACCCGAUUUUUUUUUUUCUCAUAUCAAAAAUUAUUGCUCAUAUUGACUGCGUCCAAUAUUUUGUAAUAUAUGUACAUUCAGGAAGGUCAUAUUGCUCAGCUACAUGUAUCUUGAUACUAAGUGUUUGAUUAUUGUAUUAAUUUUGUAUCAAUUACAAUGAGUGACGUUUGGUCAGUGAAGUAUUCCAUUUGGUCCAAAUUAUUGUAAAGCAGUGUAUUGCAGAACAUAGUAUAUUGUACAGUUUGCCUUUGUGAAUUGGCUCUUUGUAAUGUGAAUAUGCACUUCGUUUGUAUUUUACCACAAUGAUUCACUAUUUGCCUCAAAUUUGCAAUAAAAUUGAGUGUGAAGUUC
Messenger RNA from Pangasianodon hypophthalmus (striped catfish), 2970 nucleotides. It is a transcript of the gene cd248b, whose product is annotated as CD248 molecule, endosialin b. Gene Ontology annotation, molecular function: extracellular matrix binding; calcium ion binding; extracellular matrix protein binding. The record is from RefSeq and is a predicted model, not a curated record. Lineage: Eukaryota; Metazoa; Chordata; Actinopteri; Siluriformes; Pangasiidae. Gene Ontology annotation, cellular component: extracellular matrix; external side of plasma membrane. The coding region runs from base 1 to 2307 and encodes 768 amino acids. The transcript has 2 exons. Gene Ontology annotation, biological process: cell migration.